AUGUUUGAUCCUUUGGAUUUAUACACUCCAGAAGAGCCUCCUAAAGAUAUCCAUGUUGUAUUAGAAAGAAGACAAUUGCUAGAAAAUGAGAAAUCGGAAGAUAACAUACUAGAAUCGUAUAGCAACGGAGAUGACGAGGACUAUAGUAUGUUAUCGCCUCUUCAAGUAUUAGACCUACCACCACCACAAACUACUCCUGCUGAUAUCCUGGAAACCACACUAAUAUUAUUAGGGCCUUCUACUCAAUUAAAUUUUAAUAAUGAGGUUCCAUCGAUAGAUCGUUCAGAAGUUACGACUGAACAACUAGAUGAAUUGUGCCACUGGAAUAUUAUCAAUAAACCAUAUUCCUAUCUGACGACUAAAGAUUCCUUGUUGACACGUUUACCUUCUCUUUCCACACAAUGCUCAUCAGGAUCACCCGUUAAAUUAUUAUCAUAUUAUACUUCUAUUCUUCAUCGUUGUGAAAAUAACCCUGAAUUAACACAGCUAUCGACUAUUGUAGCCAAAAGAAUAGCAGAAUUAUGUGGUAGAACUGCACAGCCUUCCAUGACUAGAGAUUUUCGAAUUAAUAAUUUAGAAAAGACUAUUAAAUUGUAUGAGCCUGCUUUAACAUCAGAUAAUUUAGGCCAUAAGACGUGGGGUUCCUCUCUUGUCUUGGCAAACCGUAUACCUACUUUAGAAAAUUGUUCUGGGUCUUCUAAACCAAGGGUUUUAGAAUUAGGGUCAGGGACCGGGUUAGUUGGUAUCACAUAUACUAUUUCUCAUUCAAAUGAAUUUUCUCAAGUAUUUUUAACAGAUUUACCUGAAAUUGUACCCAAUUUAAGAACAAAUGCCAAAUUAAACGAUCUUUCUACACACAAUUCAGUGAUUGCUGAUGUAUUAGAUUGGACAAAUCAUGAUUCAUUCGUUGAAAAAUAUGGGGAUAUACAAUUUGAUAUUAUACUAAUUGCUGAUCCAAUAUAUAGUCCUCAACAUCCAAUCUGGUUAAUGGAUACUGUAAAAAGAUUUUUGAAAAAAAAUGGGGAAGUUCAUUUAGAAUUACCAAUUCGAACCAAAUAUAAUAAAGAAAGAGAAACUCUUUGGCGUAUUAUUGAGGAAAAGGGAUUAGAAGUGCUUGAAGAAGAUUAUGAACAAGGUAUAGAUGAUUGGGGUCAAGUGGAGUAUAUAUAUAAGAGAUUGGCAUACCCUUCUACAAAUUAG
Henningerozyma blattae CBS 6284 is the source of this 1200-nucleotide messenger RNA. It is a transcript of the gene EFM2, whose product is annotated as S-adenosylmethionine-dependent methyltransferase. The record is from RefSeq and is a predicted model, not a curated record. Lineage: Eukaryota; Fungi; Ascomycota; Saccharomycetes; Saccharomycetales; Saccharomycetaceae. The coding region runs from base 1 to 1200 and encodes 399 amino acids. The transcript has a single exon.